GUGAAGCCAUCCCUGUUACUCUCAAAAUUAUCCCUCGUCAAACAGUCACGUCACUUGAAGCCCAUCCGCUGACGACUUCUUUCCUUUUCUUCACAUACUCAGAUUUCAAAUCUCAAGACUUCCUUUCUAACUUCACUCAACCUCACUGAGUACCGAAAAUGGGCUCCCUCGCUCCCUCCAGGCCUCUCAAAAUAGCAAUCCUAAUCAACACCGACGAACCCCCCUACAUCCCCCUCUUCACCUCCGCCUACAUGUCCAUCUUCAACACACUCUCUCCAACCUCAAAACUAACCUUCUACUCGCCUCCCUCACUCUCCCUUCCUUCCCCAACAGAACUCUCAAACCAUGACCUCCUCAUCAUCGGCGGCGGAACCUACGUUGUCGAUGAGUCUGCCCCUUGGGUUGUUAAGGAACUAGAGUUCCUCAAGACUACUGUCAGAGAUUUCCCAAAAUUGAAGAUAGUGGCAAUUUGUUUCGGGCAUCAGAAGUAUUGUCAGGCCUUUGGAGGAGAAUUGGGGUGGAAUAAAGCUGGAAAAACCGAGCUCGGCAUCACCACCCUCCCUCUGACGCCCUUCGGGCACAAGUUCUUCGCCUCCUCCUCCUCCUCCUCCUCUCCUUCCAUCAAGCUCCACGAACUUCACAGAAAAGAGAUCGCCAUCCCAGCACCUGGUUUUAUCGAGCUGGCGGAGAACAAUCAGAUCUGUUUGAGUGAGAACGGGAGGAUUUUGACGUUCCAGGGACAUCCGGAGAUGAGCGUUGAGUUGGCGAGAGCGCUGAUGGAAAGUGAGAGUUUGUAUACGAGGGGAUUGAGUGAGAUGGAGAAGAGAAAGUUGGUUGAUGGGGCGGAGGGUGUGCAUGAUGGGGUGGCGGUUUGGAGGAGGGUUUUGGAGUGGGUUGGGGAGGAGCAGGCUGGUGUUUGAGUGAAUCUCUAUCUGUUGAGAGCUGGAUUCUGGAUGAUGGUGUUUGUGUUAAUGUGGGUCCGAAAGACAAAUCGAGGUGAUGUUUUGCAAAACUCACAAAUCACGGAUUAGCGGAACUCAAAAUCCGAAAGCGUUGUACUUGUCAAGAUAGGUUUUCAAUGUGUGUUCUUUUCGUAUGACACUAAAUCAGGCUCGUGAGAACGAAGUCUGACCUCUUGC
Messenger RNA from Hyaloscypha bicolor E, 1139 nucleotides. Its product is annotated as class I glutamine amidotransferase-like protein. NCBI's taxonomy places the organism in Eukaryota, Fungi, Ascomycota, Leotiomycetes, Helotiales, Hyaloscyphaceae. The transcript has 2 exons. The record is from RefSeq and is a predicted model, not a curated record. Bases 159 to 920 code for a protein of 253 amino acids. Gene Ontology annotation, cellular component: nucleus; cytosol.